AAAAAAAAAAACUCUCGUUUCUAUAUUUUUUCUAUCUUCUUUGAAAAAAUGGAUCCCAACCAAAAUUCUUCUAAUAAUAUCCAAAACCCUUCAAACAACCCUUUUAACUAUCCGAAUCCCAACAACUAUCCAUUCCAAAAUCCGUUUCCUAACCCCAACCAACCCCAAAACAUACCAAAUUAUGGUUUUCCACCAAGUUUUUUCACGCCAUCGGCUGUUCCAAACUACCAUCCAUAUUAUGGUUCGCCAAUGUCAUAUUCAUCUCAACCACCCACUUAUUCUUCUACUCCAAAGGAUAAGAAAAUUGCUUCGAAUGUUGGAGCAACUGAAUUUCCCGAGUUUUCUACACAAAUGACUCUUGGUGGUAUAAGUGGAGUUAAUGAAGCAACUCUUGGAGCAGACAGUUCAGCCUCUGCUACCCGAAAAAGCGUCAAAUGGACAACUGAGCAAAAUUUGGUGCUAUUGAGUGGGUGGAUCAAAUAUGGAACAAACAGCGUUGUUGGCAGAAACCAGAAAAGUGAAUCAUUUUGGGGCAAAAUUGUUGAGUAUUGUAAUGAACAUUGCUCAUUUGAUCUUCCGCGCAGUGGAGUUUCAUGCAGAAAUCAUUACAACUACAUGAACCAAAAAUUGUCAAAAUGGAUUAGCGCUUACGAUAACGCUAAGCGUAUGCAACAAAGUGGGUGGUCGGAGCAAGAUGUAUUGGCGAAAGCGCAAGAAAUCUAUUCAGGUGGUGGUACCGGAAAUUUCAAUUUAAUGAAAGAAUGGAUCGCUGUCCGUGAUCAACCACGUUAUGGUAGUCAAGUUGGAGGGAAUAGUGGCUCUAAAAGCAGUGGAUCUAAGAGAGCCCACGAUUGUGAUGCUAGUGACUCUAACUCUGUUGGAUCCACUGCUCGUCCAAUGGGAAGGGAUGCAGCAAAGAAAAAAGCUAAAAAGAAAGGCAAGAGCGUAGCCUUGGAAGUGGUCAACGAAGAUUUUAAUGAAUUCAAAUAAAUCAAGGCUCAAGAGUUUGAACGCUUGGAAAAAUUAGCCAUGUUGCAAGAGGAGGCAAACCAAAGGAGAAAAGAGGCAAUCCAAAGACAAGUGGAGGCAAACCAAAGGCAAGAUGAGGCAAACCAAUUGAUGAAAGAAAAAACUCGGGCUAAGAAGAUGAAAAUGUGGCUGAAGCUAAGUGAAAAGAACAUCUCAAUGACAAGAGCAAAGAUAUGUUCCAAUAGUUGAGCGAUGAAUUAUUUGGAAAUUAAUUGUGGUCAAAAGUGGUUGUAUGCAUCAUACCACGUCCAUGCUUAUUUGCAUCAUACCACUCUAUGCUUGUCUGUGUCAUGGCACUCCACGCCUUCAUAAUUUUUUUUUGUCAUUCUCUCCUUUAAUAAUGUUGUUGUCAGUUGAUGCUUUAAUAAUAUAUUUUCUUGUUAUGCUUUAAUAAUAUAAAAUCUUAUCCUCCAAUCACUCAACAUGAUUUUAAAGCGCCUGUGACUUUAAAAAUGGCAUAACGUUAUCUUGCGACCACUCAACAUGAUUCAAUAAUGUUGUUCAGUACCCGUGACUUUUCUAUCAGUGUUAUCCGUCAAUUUUGGCUUUAAAUGCAUAACUUUAUCUUGCAACCACUCAACAUGAUUCAAUAAUGUUGUUCAGUGCCCGUGACUUUUCUAUCAGUGUUAUCUUCUAGCCACACAAUGUGAUUUAAUAAUACUGUCAAGUGCCCGUGACUUUUUCUUUAAUGUAAAAAUAUUAUCUUCCAACCACUCAACAUGAUCUAUCGGUUUCAUUGUCUUAUAAAUAUGAACUCAUUCUUUCAUUGAUGUAUCAAAACCACAAUGGAUCCAUCAGAAAUUCCUUUUGAUAUGGAUCCAUCAGAACUUUUUUUUGAUAUUGAAGCUUACAAAAAACAAUCUGAAAUUGAAGAAAUGUAUAUUCUCAACCAGUUUAGUGAGCAUCGAAAGAAAAUAGAGGAAGACUAUCCAUCUCGAAGCAAGAGAAGAUACCACAAGAGAGAUCAUGCAGCGGCAAAUCAAAGAUUGAUUGACGACUAAUUUUCCAAUCAACCUACAUAUGACGAUACAAUGUUUCGUCGACGAUUUCGGAUGCGAAAAGAUGUUUUUCUCCGAAUCGUAGGGGACCUAUCAAGAAGUGACGAUUACUUCACUCAACGAUAUGACGCAGCUAAUAAAGAAGGUAUAUCUCCAUUAGCGAAAUGUACCACAGCCAUGCGAAUGUUAGCAUAUGGUAUGGCGGCCGACGCAGUUGAUGAAUACAUCAAAAUUGGAGGCACAACAGCUUUGGAGUGCUUGCGUAGGUUCUGCAAGGGAAUCAUACAAAUGUACGAGCAAGUGUAUCUCAGAGCCCCAACUGAAGAUGACCUGCAAAGAAUUUUGCAUGUUAGUGAAAUGCGAGGGUUCCCGGGGAUGAUUGGGAGUAUUGAUUGCAUGCACUGGGAAUGGAAAAAUUGUCCUAAAGCGUGGGAAGGACAAUAUACUCGGGGAGAUAAGGGAACUACCACUGUUAUUCUUGAAGCGGUUGCAACCCAUGAUCUAUGGAUCUGGCAUGCUUUUUUUGGAUGUCCAGGCACAUUGAACGAUAUAAACGUUCUAGAUCGUUCACCAGUGUUCGAUGCUGUUGAACAAGGAAAUACUCCAAAAGUUAACUUCUUCGUGAACCAACGACCUUACAAUAUGGCGUACUAUCUAGCUGACGGUAUUUAUCCUUCUUAUCCUACUUUUGUCAAAUCGAUUAGGCUUCCUCAAAGUGAACCGGACAAGUUAUUUGCACAAGUUCAAGAGGGAUGUUGAAAGGACAUUGAACGUGCAUUCGGAGUGCUGCAGGCUCGAUUUAAAAUCAUUCGCGAACCAGCUCGCUUGUGGGAAAUUUCUGAUUUGGCUAUCAUAAUGAGGUCGAGUAUCAUAUUGCAUAAUAUGAUUGUCGAGGAUGAACGAGAUACAUAUGCUCAACACUGGACUGAUUAUGAUCAACCUGAGGCAAGUGUAUCUAAUGCACCACAACCAUUCUCGACCGAAGUGUUACCUGCAUUUGCUAAUCACGUUCGUGCUAGGUCUGAGUUGCGUGAUUCAAACGUGCAUCACAAAUUGCAAGCAGAUCUAGUCAAACACAUAUGGCAAAAAUUUAGAAUGUUCCGUGGUUAGAAAUCUUUUUAAGUUUGUGAGUUAAGUUUAUUGUACUAAUUAUGCUAUGUGUGUUUUAUUAUUUGUGUUGUAUGCUUAUUAAUGUAUUGUAUUGAAUUUUAAGUUGUUGUAAUUCUAUUUUUUUAUUAAUAGCUCUUUAUAUUUGUUAUAUUUAAUAAUUGAUAUUUUUAUUGAAAUUAUAAAAUUAAACAUAAAUUAAUUAAUCAUUUAUAUAGCUUUUAAAUAUUAUAAUUUAGUUUAAACUAAUAAUUAUUAUUAAUAUGUAACUACAAAACAAAAAAU
This is a messenger RNA of Brassica rapa (field mustard), 3419 nucleotides long. Its product is annotated as glutathione S-transferase T3-like. Lineage: Eukaryota; Viridiplantae; Streptophyta; Magnoliopsida; Brassicales; Brassicaceae. The record is from RefSeq and is a predicted model, not a curated record.